ACCUCUUGUAAGGGAUUCUGCAUUGAGAAGGAACCAAAUGUUGGUGCAGAAGCACGAGCACUGAAGAGCACAUCUAUGCCCUACAAGUACUGCUGGCCAAAAAGAGUUCCAUCUCUACUACAAAGCGCGUGCACAUCGUCAGUGGAAUGCACAUAUGCACAACACAGCUCGAAGAACUCCAGUUAUUGUACAUGGAUUAUAUAUUGGCUUUGUAUACACUAGCACAUAUCAAGCAAGACAGAUGAACUCCAGCCUUGUGUGCACUUUCAAUUAGCCUACAAGAUGCAAUUUAGUAUGAAUCGCAGGCAGCUUUGGAAGUGAAAGAGAAGUCUGAGAUCUCUGGCUGGAAGCUGAACGUGAUGACGGCCUGGUCUAUGGUGGAGAAGUUGAAAAUGGAGAAGAGGCAUUCCAAAGAAGAGAGGAAUGUGGAACAGGAUGCUGGGGACUACAGUGCUGAUUCUGAGGAAUGGACAAGCUCAGAAAGUGAGCCUGAACAACCAUGCUUCAAGAACAGCUGUAGCAAUACUCAGUGGAGGGAAAAGGAAAUUUCUACUAAACCACAUAGGCAACUCUGUCGCUCUCCUUGCCUGGAUCGUCCAAGUUUCUCACAGAGCAGUAUCCUUCAGGACUUGAAACUGGAAGAGUGUAAAAUAAACUUGGACAAGGAAUACCAGGCUAAAAUGGAUUUUGCUUUAAAGCUUGGGUAUGCUGGAGAUCAGAUCCAGGCAGUGCUGAACAAGUUGGGAGCAGAUGCUCUAAUCAAUGAUAUUUUGGCAGAACUCGUGAGACUUGGCAGCAAAGGUGAAUCAGAGGGACAAGGCAGUGUCGGCAGUAGCAGUGGUACUCUGGUGCCCAGGGGUCCUUGCCCAAAGGAAAUAGCCAGCCCUGAACUAUCACUUGAAGAUGAAGUAGUGGAUAACACUGACAACUUAAGACCAAUUGUCAUUGAUGGAAGUAACGUGGCUAUGAGCCAUGGGAAUAAAGAAGAAUUUUCCUGUCGGGGAAUUCAGCUAGCUGUUGAGUGGUUUCUGGAGAAAGGACACAAAGAUAUCACUGUAUUUGUACCUGCAUGGAGAAAAGAGCAGUCUCGACCCGAUGCACCAAUUACAGAUCAAGAAAUUUUACGUAAAUUGGAGAAAGAAAAAAUUCUUGUCUUCACCCCAUCUCGGCGAGUUCAGGGAAGAAGAGUGGUCUGCUAUGAUGACCGGUUCAUAGUAAAACUGGCUUUUGACUCAGAUGGCAUCAUUGUGUCAAAUGACAAUUAUCGGGAUCUUCAGAAUGAAAAGCCAGAGUGGAAGAAAUUCAUAGAGGAACGCCUGCUAAUGUAUUCUUUUGUGAAUGACAAAUUUAUGCCUCCUGAUGAUCCUUUAGGACGCCAUGGUCCAAGCCUUGAAAAUUUCCUAAGAAAAAGGCCUGUUAUUCCUGAACAUAAAAAACAACCAUGCCCUUAUGGCAAAAAAUGCACCUAUGGACACAAAUGUAAAUAUUACCACCCAGAACGUGCAAAUCAGCCUCAGAGGUCAGUAGCAGAUGAGCUUCGAAUAAGUGCCAAAUUGUCUGCUGUGAAAACUAUGAGUGAGGGAGCUUUGGCCAAAUGUGGCACAGGAUCAUCCAUUUCCAAAGGAGAAAUCAAUUCCGAAGUGAAACGUAUUGCCCCAAAACGCCAGUCAGACCCAAGCAUUAGAUCAGUUGCUGUGGAACCUGAGGAAAGAUUGUCAGUAGCGCGGAAGUCAGAGGCCAACUCUGUCCCGUCUCUUGUUUCUGCAUUAAGUGUACCAAUAAUCCCUCCUUCAAAAAGCCAUGCUGUUGGUGCAUUAAAUACUCGUUCUGCAAGCAGCCCUGUACCAGGUUCAUCGCAAUUUACUCAUCAAAAAUCCUCACUAGAACACAUGGCCAGUGUGCAGUAUCCUCCCAUACUGGUCACCAAUAGCCAUGGCACUUCUGUUAGCUAUACAGACCAGUAUCCCAAAUAUGAAUCUUUAGGGGACCAUGGCUACUAUUCCAUGCUCAGUGAUUUCUCCAAUUUGAGUAUAAGCAGUAUGCGUAACACAGAUUAUUAUGGGGCUGAUGCAGACCAAGGGAUGUACUCCAGACAUUCAAGCCCCUGUCCUGACACUCGCUUAAGCCAUACAAGUAAUGAUUCUUAUUCCUCUUAUAAUGAUUUGUAUCUGGGUGUAGCAGAUGCCAGAGCAGAAGACAAUGUGAAGGUCCACAGACUUUCAUCUCAAAAUCGUCUUCAGCCUUUUUCCCAUGGUUACCAUGAAGCCUUAACUAGAGUUCAGAGUUAUGGAACUGAAGAGCCUAAACAACUCCCUCGCAAACAGUCUGUUUCCCAUUUAGCACUGCAUGUCCAGCAUCCAGUUGUUGGAGCACGAUCCAGUUGUCCAGGAGACUACCCAGUGCCUCAGAAUGUUCAUCCAUCAGCCACUGCACAGCCAAGCCGUGCCUUGGUCAUGACAAGAAUGGACAGUAUUUCUGACUCACGGCUUUAUGAAAGUAACCCUAUGCGGCAGAGAAGGCCACCCCUCUGUCGAGAGCAGCAUGCUAGUUGGGAUCCAUUACCAUGUGCUGCUGAUACUUACGCUUACCACUCCUAUCCACUGAGCAACAAUCUCAUGCAACCAUGUUAUGAACCUGUAAUGGUAAGAAGCAUGCCUGAAAAGAUGGAACAACUGUGGAGGAAUCCAUGGAUUGGGGUAUGUGGAGAGCCACAGGAACAACAUAUUAUUCCAGAACAUCAGUAUCAGACAUACAAGAAUCUCUGCAAUAUUUUCCCUGCUGGUAUUGUCCUCUCAGUAAUGGAGAAAAAUCCCCAUAUGACAGACGCACAACAGCUGGCAGCUAUAAUUGUUGCCAAAUUGAGAACAGGGCGUUAAAAAGUUAGAACUUCUUUUUGAACUCUUAAAGACAAAUAGUAUUGAGUGUAUAGUGGGCAGGGUCUGGAGGAAAAGUUACAAAUAAGGGAAGUGGGCAAAUCUAUUGUAAAUAUUUUCUAAUUCUGUGGUAUAAAAUUCUGUACCCUAUAGCAAUCAUUAAAUAUAUGUGUGAGGCACUAUAUAAAAGAAGAUUGUAUUGUAAAUAUAAUGAAUAUUUUAGGAUUUCAAAAAUAGGGCAUUUUAAAGGUAUUUUACAGGAAGUACAUACAUUUUUGCAUGAAUAUAUUAUUUAACUAAGAACGACAAGGUUACACUUUUAGAGUCUAAAGCUGUUCAGUCAAAACUAUUGUUAGCAAUUAUAUUGCAUGUAUCAAUGUAUAUUUCAAUUUGAUUAUAAAUAUAUAAUUGGCUUUUCAAAAUAUGCUCUACACAUUCCAGGAUCAUAAGACUUUGGCUUUGACACUGCAUUUCUCUGGGUCAGAUAUUUUUUUUAAUGGGAUAACUUGCCAACAAUUAAAAUAAUCCUCCGUUUGUAAAACAAACCUGAUCUAUUCCCUUUUUCACUUUUAAAUGUCAACAUAAUUGGUAUCGCUUAGCUUUUAAAUCUGUCCACCCAGGGCUUGAUCCUGUAAGGUUUGCUGAGCACUUUGGCCCCAAUUCACCACAGGCUCCAAUCCAGAAAAGCAUUUAGGCAAAGGUGCUCAGCAUCUUGCAGGAUUGAGUCCCAAUUCAAUGUUAAAAGUAGGAUAAACUGUAGCCUUCCUCUUCAGAAGUACUGAUGAGUACAAAAUGUACAAUAGUACAUUUUAAAGGUCAAUUGUAGACUGUCACUUUACUCAUGCACUGUUCAUUACUCACCCUCCAGUGGAGGGGAAGGUAGUGGAUGUUAAUGUGUGAAUGUCCAGUUUAGUAGAAACUGCAACCCUUCUUUUGUGGCUAGGGAUAGUAUUUGAAGGAUUAGACUUACACUCCAACAAAUGUUUAAAAGGGGAGAGGGGCUGGUUCUGAAAAGGGAUGCUACAUCUUUGGCUUGCUGCAACCUGGCCUACUUUGCACUUCAGGUUGACUCAAAGGUGUGUAUUUUCCUCCUGAAGGAUUUUAAAGCUUUUAUUUUGACAGGCAAGAAAAAAAAUUGUGUGUGGCAUUGUUUGCGCAAUUAGUAUUUUGCUCAGGGGUGGGAACCUUUGUAGCUAAAUGCCUCCAUAAGAGGCGUUUAUUGGUUUUUUUAAGCUGCACUGAAUGGACGCCCUUUUUGAAUCUAUGUAUAUUUCAACAUUUUGAACCAUUACUAACUCGAUAUGUCUCGAGCUAGGACUUGUUGACUUCUACUGUAGUUUUUUUCAUGAAAGUUGAGAAGGCCUGGUUUAUGGCCUUUUGUUUCUUCAUGAGAAGGUGUGACACUGCCUAAAUGUUUCUUACUGUGAAACACACAGAACGUGAGGCUGCAGUCAGGGUUGUUUCUGGUGUUUUGAUAAUGGCUUGCAUGCUGCUUUCUGGUUCUGUUUGUCUGAGGACCAAAGACUACUACAUCACUACUUCCUCUUGCUACUGUAAAACCUGCAUUGAUUCUAAGUGUAUCUUGUGGGCUAUUUAUCAUGUGCAAAAUGUGAAAGAGUUAUAGAUGCAAUUAAAGUAAAUGUAUUAGUAUGUUGGCUGUUCACAUCAUUUCACACAUGAUAAAUAUUCUAGUGUCCACACAGCUACCGCUCAGACUACUUACAUAUUUCGU
Gopherus flavomarginatus (Mexican gopher tortoise) is the source of this 4605-nucleotide messenger RNA. It is a transcript of the gene ZC3H12B, whose product is annotated as zinc finger CCCH-type containing 12B. Lineage: Eukaryota; Metazoa; Chordata; Testudines; Testudinidae. The coding region runs from base 360 to 2876 and encodes 838 amino acids. Gene Ontology annotation, molecular function: metal ion binding; mRNA binding; RNA endonuclease activity. The record is from RefSeq and is a predicted model, not a curated record. Gene Ontology annotation, cellular component: nucleus; cytoplasmic ribonucleoprotein granule. The transcript has 6 exons.